UGCGAUUGGAUGGAACGUACGCGGGUCUGUUGUCCAUGAUGUGGUCGUCUUUGCGGAAGGGCGCCUGCAACAUCGGCAUCCAUCGUCGGCAUGUGCUCCUUCGAUCGAGGAGUCUUCAGACGUCGCAUAUAGGCGCUGCGCUGCGUGUGAGAACCAUACCAAGGGAGUGGCCUCAUACCAUCGGCUGGGUUCGGUGUUGGAGCAGCGUCUCGUCAGAUCAAAACCAGACUGAAGACGACGAGAAGCGCGAACAGGAGGAAGUGGAGAGCAUCAUGCGCAAGAUCUUGGCCCAGAGCAAGAAAAAAGACGAAGGAGGCAAAAGGGAAGGCAGUGGUCUUGUGGACAUGAUUACAGGCGGACGCCUCCGAAAGUUAGAAGACGUGAACCGAACUUACUACCCUGGCCAAAAAUUCAAGGCGACGUCCCAAGACAUGGUGUUUCGUGCGAUGGCUGGCAACACGUUGAUCACGGCGUUGAAACUAAUGGCAUAUCUGAAGACUGGGUCUAGCGCCAUGUUGAGUGAGGCAAUCCAUUCCCUCGUGGACACAGGCAACCAAGGUCUGCUCAUCCUGGGUCUACGCCAAGCAUCGUUUCAGCCGGACAAAAAGCACCAGUACGGGUACGGUCGGGCGGCCUACUUCUGGUCUCUAAUAUCAGCGCUCGGAAUUUUUUGGCUCGGAGCUGGCGCGACUGUGACGCAUGGGAUUCAAACACUGCUGAAUCCACCAACUCCAGACGAACUCGUGCUCAGUUGGGAAGUGUGGACAGUUCUCGGCAUGUCGUUUUGCAUUGAUGGUUACGUGCUCCAGCGCUGCCUGGGGGAGCUGAUGCAGACCAAGCCCAAGGGCGUCAGCUUGUACCAACACAUCAAGGACAUCAAAGACCCGUUCAUGCUCGCAGUUGUGCUCGAAGACUCUGCUGCUUGCACCGGGGUUUUCAUUGCACUUGCUGGCAUCGGCGCCAGCUACGUGACCGGGAAUCCUGUAUGGGAUAGCGCUGCUAGUAUCGGCAUCGGGUGCCUCUUGGGUGGGGUGGCAGUCUCUCUUAUUCGCAUGAACCAGCGCUUCUUGUUGGGGCAAUCCGUCGAUCCUGGUACGUGCACUUCAUUUCCGUCUAUUUCGGCUUGGUUACACCUAUUUUAUUUCGAUUUUUCGAUGGGUUAAGUAUAUUUUUUCUUGAGUGGCUCUUGAACCUCGACUUCUUGCGAUAGAAAUCGAACAAGGCAUCAAGGCGCUGCUGCUCUCGCGGCCUUCCAUUGAUAAUGUUUAUGCGGUGCAGUCGCAGUGGGUUGGGCCUUCCACGUUUAGCUUCAAGGUUCGUCCAACGUCCAUCGAGUCAAACUCUCACGUUGUGUGCAAAGGCUGAAGUCGAUUUCGACGGAACUUACAUGGCUGCCCAGCUGCUCGAAAUGUAUACCAUUCCGUUGUACGCUCCGACGAUUCUCACGAGAGGAGUAGGUACAAGCCCGUGUUUCUGGAUUCAGACCUUGAGAGCGAACUGCCCGUGAUCUUGGCGUGGUACGCCGAAGAUGUGACGCGGCUCGUGGAGAAGGAAGUCCAGGAAGUCGAAGUUGCAAUCAGGUGAGUUUGACUUAACGGCCAAUUCGUGAUGUUUUUCUGUGGUGCAGGGCAAAAUACCCCGAAGCUGCAUUCAUCGAGCUGGAGCCAGACAGCAAAGACACAGACAUGCGCGCGUUGUCAAAUAUUGGCACCAAGUCCUUCCGCGCCAGCGAGCGGGACGCCAUAACGAGGGCGCUGGCCCACUUAGCCCGAUCGUUGGACAAUCGUUAGAGAUUCCUGUUUACACAUGAGCAAGAGUUGCGUUCAAAUUUCGGAGAAAUAUCGGCUGGAGUGGCGGAUGAUUGGUUCAUUGUUCUAACGGCGGAAUUCGAAUAAGUGCACAA
Molecule: messenger RNA, 1903 nt
Organism: Aphanomyces invadans
Lineage: Eukaryota; Oomycota; Saprolegniomycetes; Saprolegniales; Verrucalvaceae
Exons: 3
Coding region: 36-1163 (375 amino acids)
Biological process (GO): transmembrane transport; zinc ion transport
Cellular component (GO): membrane
Molecular function (GO): monoatomic cation transmembrane transporter activity
Source: RefSeq, a predicted model, not a curated record